This is a messenger RNA of Penicillium manginii, 579 nucleotides long. Its product is annotated as cupin domain-containing protein. The transcript has a single exon. Bases 1 to 579 code for a protein of 192 amino acids. The record is from RefSeq and is a predicted model, not a curated record. Lineage: Eukaryota; Fungi; Ascomycota; Eurotiomycetes; Eurotiales; Aspergillaceae.
AUGGCAUCUCCAACCCCCAAAAACCUCCGCCCACUUAGCCGCUUCAUCACAACCCACGAUGAUUCCGGCAAAGCAAUCUUCACAGACGACCUCUCCGAAGAAAUGCCCGUACAAUCCGUCGCCGACGGCGCAGACUUCAGUCUAGCCUACACAUCCUCGCACUUCCCGGCCCAACUAUCCAACAACACUGAUCUAGCCGAGUACAACGCCUACCUAACCAGUCCACCCGGAAUAACCAUCUCAACCGGCAACGUGUGUCGAAUCGUUGACAUGCCGCCCGGAGCCCUGAGCCCGAUGCACCGCACCGUGUCGCUGGACUAUGGAGUCGUUUUGGAGGGUGAGGUCGAGCUUGUUCUGGACUCUGGCGAGACGAGAUUGCUUAAGCGCGGGGAUGUUGCGGUGCAGCGGGGCACGAAUCAUGCUUGGAGAAAUGUUACGCCUGAUCUUGUUGUUGAUGGGGAGAAGGUUCCACAGUGGGGAAGGAUGUUGUAUGUUCUUUCGCCGGCUCAGCCGAUGAAGAUUGGUGGGUUGGAUCUUGGGGAGGUUGUUGAUGGUAUUGGUGUUCGGGCUAGCACUUAA